This is a messenger RNA of Racocetra persica, 194 nucleotides long. Lineage: Eukaryota; Fungi; Glomeromycota; Glomeromycetes; Diversisporales; Gigasporaceae. The record is from the annotation of a GenBank genome assembly.
AUUAUCAAGAAGCAAUAAGAAAAAAAGAACCAGAACUAUAUGAAGAACUAUCAACUUGGAUUGGUCUUUUUGAAGCUCAUGUUCGUUCUUGGACAAAUUUACAUUCAAAAGGAAUAGGAUUUAUAAAAAAUCAAUACGAUCAAUGGUGUUGGGAAUGGCGAGUUUCUCAAUAUGAGGAGGAUUUUGAACAAUCU